AUUAAAUUAACUUUAUCUAUAUAAUUCUUGAUUCAUUUUUCAUAUGUUUAAAUUUUAUAAUAAUAAAAAUAAUUUUAAUCCUAAUUUAGACAUUGAUUCAUUUAUUUAUAAAAUUGAUUCCAUAAAUUCUAAAAACUAUCCUUAUUUAAAACACUUUUCCGCUUCCGAGAUUUACAAAUGGAACGGAAUCUUAACUUCCUUGAGCUCGAACUUUGGUAAAAUGAGCUCUGGAAACAUCGUACACAUUUUUCAAGACGGAAACGAAACAUUAACUGACAUGUUAAAGGAAAUAAAUAAGGCUAAGGAAAGUAUUUUUCUGGAGAUGUACAUCUUUGAUGAUUCUCCCGUGGCAGAAAUCUUUGCAAACGCACUUAAGAUCGCGUCAUUACGCGGCUGUAAAAUAGUUUUACUAUUAGACUACAUUGGUUCUAUUCGAUUUUCCAGUAAAAUUCAGCGUGAAUUAGAAGAAUUAGGAGUUGAAAUCCACUUUUUCAACCCCUUAAGACUGAACAACUCUAUAGGACCAAUUACCUAUAGAAACCAUAAGAAACUUUUAAUUAUUGAUCAGAAAACUGCUUUUUGUGGAUCACUCAAUAUUUGCCGUAAUUCAGUCGGAGAGGAUCUUGGAGGUGAUGGUGGAUACAUUGAUGUCAGUGUUAAACUGAAUGGUCCAUCAGUAUACGACCUUUGCAUGUCAUUUCUGGGAUCACUUAAAAUAGCUAAUGUACACAUUGACGGGUUGACAAUUUCAGAGAGGGCUGAACCAAUACCCGGCGGUUCUAUUGUCCAAAUCUUUGAAUCAAACACUAGAAAAAAUAAAAAAGAUGUUCUUAAUUCAUUGCUUCUGGUGAUUUCCAAAGCAUCAAAUAGCAUACAUUUGUCAACAAGUUACUUUAUACCUCCAGGCUCUCUGAGAAGGUCGCUGAUCUCUGCCAAGAACAGAAAUCUCAAUAUAAGGAUGUUACUUUCAGGCAACUCUGAUCUCCCCGGUGAUACUUCAUCGACUUACUACAUCCUUAAGAAGUUCUUUAGGAGCCGGUUUGCAAAGCCCUUCAGGGAUAACUUUAGAGUAUUUAUGACCAAGAACAGACACUACCACGGGAAGGUAAUGGUGGUGGAUGACAUUUGGAGCUCCAUCGGCAGUUUUAAUUGGGAUAGGCUAUCAAGUAGAAGGAAUAUGGAACUAACUCUGGGCAUUUUCGAUCCAUUAGUGGCACACAAACUGAAGCAAAUUCAACUUGAAAAUGAAAAGGAGUCUUACGAGUAUACUAGAAAUGACUCUUUAAACAGAUUGAAGAUACUGAAGAUGUACGACUGCAUCACGUACCAUAUCGCUCGGUUUUCGGAAGGUAAUCUCGUUGAUGGCCUAUCAAAUGAAAGGUUUAACGUUGUUUUCAAGAAGACUUUCAUACGAACAUUCGUAGACCAAAACGUUAGCGAGAUGUUCCUAACCUCAAAUAUCUCAUCCGUAUAAAAUAAUAAGCUGAAAUAUUCCAAUCUAUAAAAUUUUAAAAUGAAAACUCUUCGGUAAAACUAGAUGUAAAUAAUGUUUAAUAUGAAAUGUGUAAAUUAAUGUUUAAUAAUGGAAUCUGUA
Messenger RNA from Theileria parva strain Muguga, 1594 nucleotides. It is a transcript of the gene ywiE, whose product is annotated as PLD-like domain protein. The record is from RefSeq and is a predicted model, not a curated record. Gene Ontology annotation, molecular function: catalytic activity. NCBI's taxonomy places the organism in Eukaryota, Apicomplexa, Aconoidasida, Piroplasmida, Theileriidae. The coding region runs from base 44 to 1474 and encodes 476 amino acids. The transcript has 8 exons.